CUCCGAGUGACUUAUGGAACGAGAGUCACUGUUGGCUCGAUCAUGAUGUCACGGAAUGACUUUAUGGAUCAGCCUUUUGGCAUUGGAAACAAAAUCGAGAUGCUCGCGAUCAAUAUAAAUAUCGCCCUUUUUCUUCUAUAUGUCCAGGUUCAUCAAUAAACACAAACAAAUCUUCUUUCUCAAACCAUCCCUUAUAUCUCACGACUCUCAAAAAAAAAACACCACUAUGUACUCAGCCUGGACUCUUUUCUCUCUCCUCCUUGCUGCAUCUGCCCCAGUCGUCCUAGGCGGCAAGUGCAAUGCUCCACGCGAAGCAGGUGAGAAUAACAACUGCUUGGGAGGUUCAUACAACGACUGCGUAGCCAGGAACAACCAGCUAUGCACCGGUGAAUGCGCGGGUCAGCCCGCUGGUGGAGCUGGUGCUCCAUGCUUCACAGGAUGCACCACUAGGAACCAGCAAUAUUGCGCUGGCUACUGCAUGAAGAUCAGCAACUGUGAUGACUGCAUUGAGAGUCUCAAGCAAAUGGGGGCAGCUGGAUCCGAUGAGCAACACAAGGAGACUUGUAGCCAGGAAGGUAAGAAUUGUCUUGGAACUGCCCCCAAUGAGUCAACGAGCGAAACUCUCUGGGGUAUAAAAUAUUCUUCGACUCCUCAUCCUCUUGUGACACCCAUCACCUUGAUCAGACGUCACCAUCGAGCAGAAAACGCCGACAAAAUGGCCAACUGGUACUCCUUACCUGCCGAGAUCCGCUGUAUGAUCUUGGAAAUCCUGACAGCACACAAAGACGUCGCACCGUACGCCUCCGUCUCAACAGAAUGGAGAGACUUCAUUGAAAAGAAGACUUUUGCUCAUCUCAGGCUUCACACCUCAUGUCUCGACCACCUUGAGAAGCUCAACGAUCACUAUAGGGGAAAGAUUGAGCAUCUAUGGCUCAACAUAGAGCUCAAAGGAUAUACUUGUCGAUCAUGCCGAAAGAGAGAGUCCCUUACAUUGUCAUACUCUAUUGCCAAGAUCCUGAACGCAGCCAUCACUAGGCUAUUCUCUAUCCUGACGACGUGGAGAGAGCCUUUGACUCUGGAACUUAAUGUUUACUGCCCAAGCGACUCGGAACACUGGUUCAAAAACAGCUACUUCGGAGCUCCGGGCGAAGACAAAUUCGGGUGUCAGCCACAUAGCGCAGAUCCUAUUCACGAUCCAAAGCACGGGUGGUUCAUGGGCCGUGUGACUGAAGCGCCACCAGACGACGCUAUACGACGGCCAUUUGGACUCUCAGAGCUCACUUUUCGAGAGGGCCUCCCUUUGGUGCAUGCCGUGACCAAAUUCGUUCUACGACGACAUACGGUCAAUAGUCUCCCGAAAAGUGUUAAGAAAAUUACCAUAUUUGAAGAUUUCAAUGAGAAAUUUCUCGAAUUGCUUGCUCUUGGUCGAGGUUUGCUCUCGGACCUGAAUCCAGAACGAGUCAGACUUCCAAAACCCGCCCUCGGCGCCGCAUUUGCCGCGCGAAGCCAGAAGCUGGCGCAUAUUUCGGUCGCCUUCAUGAUCGAUGCCCGUCACUUCUUCGAGGCUUGUCAACCAGAUUGGCAAUGGCCCCAUCUAAAAUCUCUCACAUUGACAGCCCGGGCAAUCACCAAGGCCAACGCCCGUCAGACCAACAAGCUUCUGCAAACCGCCGCGCAAUUUGCACUCAACACACCUGAGCUUCAGGUACUGACUCUAUGGCACGGAGAAAGGAGAGAGGCUUGCGCAUUCACCUACUGCAGAAAGGAUGCGGUGGUAUCCUGGCGAGGUACUCGGGACUUGAAGCUGGAGCCUGAGACGCUCAAAGCCUGGGAGAGGGUGGCUGAUAAAUAUGCUGGCCGUGUGCUCAGCGUUGAGAAAAGACUGUUGAUGGAGGAUAUUAUAUCUCAUGGGGAUGCUGCUUGCUGUUUGGGAAGUGGAAAUGAGUACACCUCGGAAACCGAGCACAACGAGCUCACGACAGUCCAAAGGAACAAGGGGUCGAAGAUGUAUGCAUUUAAAUUAUGGCGGUAUAAAUUGACCUAUUAUGUCCCAUUGGAUCUUGGCAUGCAAUAUCAGUCUAUUGUCAUGUUUUCCUAUAAAAGCACAGGAGGUGUGCUCGGUCCAACGCACAUCCGCCUCCUCCAUCUGCUUCCAGCAACGGAUAUCAACAACCCGAUUGAAUCUCGCCUCGAGGCUGUCGCACUCGACAAAAAUCCGGUAUAUGAAGCUCUUUCAUAUUGCUGGGGUGACAGUACUCAGCUUCAAGAGAUAAAAUGCAAUAAUCAAGGAUUCCAAGUCACCGAAAAUCUUUUCAGUGCACUGCAGCACUUGAGGAACGAGCAUACCGAGCGAACGCUAUGGAUCGACGCCAUCUGCAUCAACCAGAAAGACCUGGAGGAGCGCCAAUCUCAAGUUGUACUUAUGAAAGACAUCUACACCAAAUCAGAGAGAGUGGUCAUCUGGUUAGGUCCCGAUCCCGCCUCCGAUGGAGUCAACCACUUGUUCGAGAUGGUACAAACGAUUCCAAAUCUUCCAAGUCCUCAACUUAGCAAAAGAGAGAGAACCUUCUUUGAGAUGAAUGUAGUUGAUGCUGAUCGCUGGAAUCAAGGCGAGGACGCGGCUUGCUCCAAAGUCCUGGAUAAGAAAGAUUUUGUCAUACCUAACCAAGCCAAGAAAGGCGCAAUCGCUAUAUUGAAAAGACCAUGGUGGUCAAGGGUGUGGACCGUUCAGGAGAUGGUUCUAGCUCCUAGUGCGAUCAUCACGUGCGGAAAUUUAGCUGCUCCAUCGCUAGACGUCCGACGCACAUGCGCCGAUGUUCUCAUGCACGCAGUUACCGACGCCUUUGAUACUGGCGAUGAUGACGAUCUUUUAGAUUUUGGAGACUUGUUUGACGACCCUGAUGGCAUACUAUACAUGGCCAGAAUGAGAUUGCAUCGCAGUUUCAGUACGAAAAUGGAGCUUGGGAAGCUGCUCCAUUUUCUUAGGUGGUUGAGAGCCAAAGAUCCAAGGGACAAAGUAUACGGCUCUCUGGGUAUCGCCGCAUCAACAUAUGGCAUCGAGCCGGAUUACACCAUUUCCACCGUGGAAUGCUACACACGUGCAGCCUUCAAUAUAAUAAGCGGUAGCCGUUCAUUGGAGAUUUUCAGCGCUCUACGAAGGCCGUCUUGUAUAGGAACUACCUUGGCAGGGUUGCCUUCGUGGGUGCCUGACUGGAGCUACGACUUCUCUAGUGUUCCGGAUGAAGAAAAGGGCCCCUCCGGUAUCAAUAACCCUAUCAUACGGGAAAACGUUCGGACCCCAAUAAUGUUGGAAAUGACGGAUGCGUUUCCCGAAUGGAAGGCGUCCACGUCCAACAUGUCUUUUACUACAAGGCUUCUGAGCGACGGCAAAACGCUAAUUCUCAGGGGUAUUAUCGUGGAUGAGUUAAAUUCUGUUGGGGACAAGCUAGAAUACCCCUAUCCGGGACCUGAACUACAAUCUGACAACGUAGUCACUGACUCAAUUCGCGAAUUCAAGAGAAAUUGGAAGAUCUUUGGGUCUAUUGGAGCUGUCAUGGAUACCAUUAAAGGUUGGCAAGAUCUAGCUUUCGAAACUGGAAAUCUCCAGACGAUGCCCGGUGAAACCCGAAUGGAAGCUUUCCUCACAACCCUAUUGAGUAACCGGAUUCGUCUCAGCGCUGAUCGACGCAAAGUCCUGGACUAUCUACAACAGAGUAUGAAAACCAGCUUCGAAAUGACCAGGAGUGGCAUGGUUAUAAAUCAGCUUCAUCUUUCACACGUGGUACCAAAACUCUAUCACAAACUGCUGGGAUACAGGAAGAUAAGCAGCAUAAAUGAGAGCGAGGUUCUCUCAUUCGGGAAGUCUUUCACCGACGUACAAUUGGCUUUUGACCAAAGAAUGGCAACGACGAGCUCAGGAUAUCUCAGCUUAGUUCCUUGGCCUGCUCGAGCUGGUGAUCGGAUUGCGCUGCUUCAGGGUGGAAGGACGCCCUAUGUGCUGCGGAAAGCUGGCGAGAAAUGGAAGAUCCUUGGGGAUUGCUACGUUCAUGGGGUCAUGUCUGGCGAGGCAUGGAGCGAUGAAAAGUGUGCACGCGUAAGUAUCUCCGCUUGGGGUAUUCACCACGAUAAGGACAUAUAUCCUAAUGCGUACACCUUUGAACCAUUUCACUUCGUACCGUUUCACAAGGAUGAGGGCAUUCAGGACGUGCACUCUCUCGUCACUCCAUCAGAGAACUAUGUCCCGUUUGGGAUUGGGAAACAUUCUUGUCCUGGGAGACUAUUUGCAGCCGUUGUAACGAAGGUGUUUCUUGCGUAUUUGGCGAUGAAUUACGACCUGGAAGAGGGCGAAGCUGAGAAUCCGGAGGAAGGCGAAUUGUGUACAGUCUUAAGCAUACAUUCAAUUCCAUCAAAGCCGACAGUGAUCGGUCUCUACGGUCUUCCAGCUACCGGGAAAUCCACCGUUCUCGAAGGCCUGCGCAACAAACUCGGCGAGACGGAAUUCGCAUUCUUCGAAGGCUCCGAAGUCAUUUCCUACCUCGUCCCCGGUGGCCUGAAGGCCUUCCAGAAACUCGAAGAACCCGAAAAGAAAAAGUGGCGAGCUCAAGCCAUCACCCACAUCAAGAAUGAAGCUGCAACCAGCGGCAAAAUCGCCGUCGUCACUGGACACUUCAUGUUCUGGGCUAAACGGGCUACUGCCCCUCACGCUGUAUACACACCUGAAGACAUGGAAACAUUCACGCACAUUAUCUACUUUAACCCCUGUUCCGUGAUUAUUAUGGCUCACAUCAUGAAUGACAAGAAGAAGGACAGAUUUGACAUGACCGAUCUGACCUCAGAAAACUGGGGUCGUUGGCGAAGCCUUGAAGUCAGGACCCUGCAGGACCUCUGUCGUCAGCAUAAAAUUAUCUUUACUACUCAUUUCCAAGAGCUCGCACCGGCUGGAGCCAAUCUCGCACAGGUGAAGAAGCGGCUUGAUCAGAUCGUCGCUUUACACGACAGUAAGGAGCUGCAGACAUUCUUGGUCUUUGAUGGCGACAGAACCCUGUCGGCUGAAGAUGGCGGUCGUAUCCUCGUGGACGAAAUGGAUAACUACGGCAUGGGCCUUGAUGAAUGUGCCAUAAGAGACCUUUUCAGUGGUCCAAUGGGAUACUCGGAUGAGGCAUUUCAUCAAGCGACUGUGAUCUUCGAAGAAGAAUGCGAUGACGACAUGUUCGAAAAUCGUUGCAACAGGGCUGUCAAAGUGAUUGGCGGUGGAAGAUUCUCGGAUGGAUACUUCGUCACUCCUGGGGUCAAGGCUGCUGUUGUGUCGCACCUCAGAGACGUGCAUGAUCUCUACAUCUUUCACGCCACCAACAAAGCCGCUGCCAAGCUUCUCAUGUCCCCCAUGCGCGACGCCGCAGUAGCUGGCCCCAUGUUACGAGACGCGCACGCCAAUGUUGGCCGAUAUCUAGCCACUGAGUAUGUAUCCAAGCUCGUCGGUCUUGAGGAGUACACCAUUUCGCAUGUGCAGGGCCAUCAGACAACCGGUCAUCGUCUGCGCAAUGAAUCUCGUACUUCGAUCGUGGCGUUGAUGCGAGGUGGUGAGCCGAUGGCAUUCGGCAUCAGCGACGUAUUCCCACAAGCCAUGUUCAUCCAUGCCUCCAGUGCAGAAGACGUCAAGAAACAUCACAUUCAGGGCCAGUCGAAUGUGAUCUUGGUGGACUCUGUGGUCAACAGCGGGAAGAGUGUGAUUGAGUUCAUCAAGCGUGUCGUCCGUCUGGAACCCAAUAUCAGCGUUGUGAUCGUGGCUGGGGUAGUUCAGGCUGAGGCGAUCGCUGAAGGUCAUCUACUUGCGAAGGUGAUGAGACGACAUGAGGUUGGACUGGUUGCACUUCGACUGUCGGAGAACAAGUUCACGGGCACGAAGACGACCGACACUGGGAAUCGCCUCUUCAACACGACUCACUUGGCUUAAGAC
Fusarium redolens is the source of this 5956-nucleotide messenger RNA. RefSeq names its product uracil phosphoribosyltransferase-domain-containing protein. The record is from RefSeq and is a predicted model, not a curated record. Gene Ontology annotation, molecular function: monooxygenase activity; iron ion binding; oxidoreductase activity, acting on paired donors, with incorporation or reduction of molecular oxygen. The transcript has 13 exons. NCBI's taxonomy places the organism in Eukaryota, Fungi, Ascomycota, Sordariomycetes, Hypocreales, Nectriaceae. The coding region runs from base 140 to 5953 and encodes 1937 amino acids.